CAUGUCCACCGCAAGUACAUUUACGGCAGGCAUGUUGCUUCCUACAUGAGGAUUUUGAUGGAAGAUGAGCCGGAAAAGUAUCAGUCUGACUUCUCUAAAUACAUUAAAGCUGGAGUUGACCCGGAAAACAAUGAAGAGCUAUACAAGAUGGUGCAUUCAGCCAUUCGUGUUGAUCCAACCCCAAAGAAGUUGGAGAUACAGCCUCCAAAGGAGCACAAGGGGUUCAACCUGAAGAAGCUAACAUAUGAUAAGAGGAAGCAGAAGCUUAUUGAGAGGUUGAAUGCUCUGAAUGCGGCAGCUGGUGGCGCAGAUCAUGAAUGA
Messenger RNA from Cynara cardunculus var. scolymus (artichoke), 321 nucleotides. RefSeq names its product 60S ribosomal protein L5-like. The annotation marks the transcript as partial. Gene Ontology annotation, molecular function: 5S rRNA binding; structural constituent of ribosome. Gene Ontology annotation, biological process: translation; ribosomal large subunit assembly. The record is from RefSeq and is a predicted model, not a curated record. The transcript has 4 exons. Gene Ontology annotation, cellular component: cytosolic large ribosomal subunit; ribosome. NCBI's taxonomy places the organism in Eukaryota, Viridiplantae, Streptophyta, Magnoliopsida, Asterales, Asteraceae.